Molecule: messenger RNA, 4395 nt
Organism: Schistosoma rodhaini
Lineage: Eukaryota; Metazoa; Platyhelminthes; Trematoda; Strigeidida; Schistosomatidae
Source: the annotation of a GenBank genome assembly
CUUCAGUUUGGGCACCUGGGCAGUAUCACAGCCCUCACACAAAUCGAAUGAGAUUUGUGAGGCGCAUAUUUAUCUGGUGCUUCCUUGUACCAAUAUUUAUGUGUUUAGAUAAAAUAAACAAACUUUUGAUAUAUACGAAGCACCUGGGAUGACAGAAGACCAUUAUAUUCUUAUGAACUGUCUGAAACUCCUAGGCAUAUCUUUGAAAUAUAAUUACCGUAUUUGUGGAACAUGGCGAAACGCCUGCACGAAAAUAUAAUAGAAGGUUGAUAAGUGAUUAUGAAGAUUGCAAUAAUUUUAACUGAAAAAACCACGAAUAUGUAGAUUGGUUAAUACCUUCGGGAUCCUAGUUAAAGUCAGUAGUAACCUAGAAAACACAUGAAAACCACCGAAAAUCAGAGUCAUGAUAGCGUACUAAAGAUUUAGUCGGACAAAGCACUGUUAACAGUACGAGAGAAAAAAUUUCGCAUAUAACAGAAACUACUUAAAAGCUCCGAAAGGAAGUUUUGCGACGCAUGAGGCACAUCUAUAAACUUUGGUUAAAGCCAAAACUAAACUACCAUUGAACAGUAUGAUUUGCUGAAAAACUAGUGUUUUUGAUUUACCAACUAAUAAAAACAGUAACUAGACACAUAGUAAGAUUGGUGUCUUUAUGAGUAGAGAGAACGUGAUAAAUCCAUGUAGAGAUAAAUACACUGUCAUCCUAAACAAACACCUAACCAUGAAUAUUCAACGACCGAGCAUCCCAAGUGACCGCUAACGAGAAGCUAAAUAACAGACACAUAUUGACUUAGAAAAACAAAUUUUCCUUAAUAAUGCUUGAGGCAUAAUGGAAUGACGUGUCCGUCGAUAUGCACUUUUUAAUUAUAAGCUUUAAAAAAAGCCAAUCUUACCACAUCAACCUUGUAAUUAUUCAGUCUACAAAAACGCCAAUUUUGCGCUUCAUUCAAAAGUGUAGUAGAGCACAGAAAAACAUGAUCACAGAAUCUAACAAAAUAAAAGAUGUUUUGCUACUUCAAAUGACUUCAAAGUAUGAGGACCCAAACCUGUGGAUAGAUAACUACGUAGCAAACCCAUCAGUGUCUGAAACGGAAGUUAAUCACCUGAGAUCUGUUAUGCAAAGGGAUCAAGCACUCAAGAAAGCAGAUAGCGAAAGAAUCUAUUACUUAAUUGGAUCUUUUCCUUCUAAACUACAACCUGAAGUCUUACUCAGUAAUAUGAACCAACUACGUAACAAAAUUCUUGCAGUUCCUGGUAGUGGCUUUGUCUCAACUUACACUACAGUUAUUCAGCCUAGUGAUAUAAAUCCAAUUGAAGAUGAAGAUUCCAUGUCAUAUUUAGAACAUAUUCACAAACGGCAAUCAUGUGCAACCUUGCAGUUACAUAAAUUUACAUCUAAAUUCUCAAAAUUAUGUCCAACAUGUUUACAUCAAUUUAAUUCAUUGACAGAAUCAUAUCGAUGCAUUAAAUGUAAUCGUAAUGUUUGUCAAAAUUGUGCAUACAAAACAUCAUUAUCAAAUUCCAACAUUUUAUGUAAAGAAUGUUGGGAUAUUGCGAAAUGUAUCUGUAAGACCGGUGAUUGGUUUAAUUAUUAUACUAAAACAAAGGAAACCAGUCCGUUAAAAGUUGAUCUAAGGUUUAAACCACUUCAAAGUAAUCUACGUAAGGCAAAGAGUGAAGUGUUUUCAAAAUUGAAUAAUUCAUCGAAAAAUAUUGUCAGCUCAUCUUUUAAACUAAAUGAUAAGAAUGAGAGGAGCUCAUUGAAUGAAAAGUUAAUGGAAGAAACUCAUUCAGUAAAAAGAAGACAAAUAUCAAGAUCUAAGUCACCACAAACUUUAAAAACUCAAAACUCAUGGGAAUAUAUAAAAUCUGGCUCUCACAGUACAAUCGGUAAAAAUUUAUCUGGUUUCUUAGAGCAAUCAAUACUUUCUCGUUCUCAGUCAUAUGAUUAUUUGAGUGGAACAAGUGCUUCAUUGAAAGACAAUGAAGAGUUCAAAGAAAAAUCUAAAAGAAAAAGACACCUUUUACGACUAAAAAGACUAGUGAAGAAAAAUAAAUCAUUUAAAUCCAAUCAAUAUAAAGCCUCCAAUGAAAUGGAUGAAGUAACUCAUGGUGAAAUUGAUGUAUCCAUGGAAUACGAUACUCAAGAUCAACAACUUGGAGUUAGUUUAUGGGCUGCUAAUAAGUUAGCACAUGAAAAAUACAAAAUUGGCUUACCUCAUGCUACAAUCUCGUUGCUUCCAGACAAUAUCAAAUAUAAUCUCAAAGUAUCUGGUGACAAUAAAUGGGAUGGAACAGAUGCAGUUUUCGAUCUUAGUGUUUGUUUUACGGUACAUAGAAGUGAUUUAAACAAGAAAAUUAUUGUAAUAAAGUUAUGGUCUAGAAAAGGUAUAAAAUCACAAUUCACCAUUGGCCAGGCUGUUAUUCCGAUAAAAGAAUGUAAUCUUUUGCUCAAAGCAUGUAGACAGUACUUUCAAUUGAUAAGUGAAAAUAAUUCAAUCAUUACAAAUUCUAACAUAAAUUCGGCUUACUACGGUCAAAUCAAACUUGCUUUACGUUUUGCAAUAUCUGAUUAUCAGAAAAAAGUGUUGUGUGUAGCUGAUGAAGCUAUUGAUUUGAUUGGCGUAUUGGAUGUCUGGAUAAAGGAAGGAAAAAAUUUACAUUCACAUAAAGCUGGUACAGAUAUAAACUCUUACGUGACUGUGGAACUAACUGAUCCUGAACACAAAACAGAAUGUCGAAGUACUGAUCAAAUUCUACGAAGUGAUCAACCACUUUGGAAUAGUUUACUACAGUUUUCAAACAAAUAUCUUAGUGAAUUAAUCGAAUCUACUAUGAAAAUAUUUAUUUGGAAUCGUUCAAGUAACUUCAGCGAUCCAGAACUAUUAGGAAUCGUACAAAUUUCCAAUAAAGGUAAUGACAUAUAUAAAUAUAUAAACACGGUUUACCUCAAUAUAUUUAUGAAAGUAUGUACCCUACGGAUGAUUAACUUGCUGAAUUAAACUACUAUGUACAAACAUAAGGUCCGAAUCAGACAAUCAUAGAUGUUUUAUGAAUGAAAGAAUACUUUGAAUACAGUAAACAUAUAGAAAUUUACAUCUUUUAUCCCAUUAUCGUUUAAGUACAUACAAUAAUACAAUAAUGAAUGACAUGAGAACGAAAUAGUUGCCAGUUAUACUAAUUGCGUAGCAUUACUCUCUUUAUUCUUCGACAACCUUUCAAUAAUUAAAAAAGAAUAUCGAUAAUGAUGAUUUUGUUGAAGUUACUCCAUACUUUCCCAUGAAACCUAUAAACAGAGGCAACAUAAAUUGAAUUGUUCCAGAUAGAAUGGAAAAUCAACAUUGAAGAAAUUUCACCUCAGUCAAAGAUGUGAACUAUUUCUAUUCAUGCUUACUGGUUAAAACAUAAUUCAACCAUCACGAUCUGAAAAUAAUAUUUAAGGAAAUGUUUGAUGGAUUCACGUAAAAUAUCAUUUUCCGAUGUGAUAUAUGAUUUUUAAUUACUACAAUUCUCUCUGAACUCUAAAAUACAUUGUCCUACCGCUUACUGAUAUAAUUUCCUUUCAGUACAUCUUCAUACGUUUGAGAAUAUCAAUUUUAUAUUACAGCUGUACUAAAGAAUUUUAUUAUUAUAAAGUAUAUCUCUUUUCUGAUCUUGUUUUUCAUUCUAAUUUUUCCUUUAAACCGAAGAAGAAUCUGAAUUAAUAGAUACAGCCAAUGAUAACAGCGUGAAUGCUAAUGUGUAUCAAGGCAUUACAGUAAUGAGGAGUACAUCACUAUGGGAAUCUGUAACAUCUAAACCUGGUGAAUGGAUAGAAGGUCUGCUUAAUAUUACAGCACCUAAUAUAAAAUAAAAAGAAAUAUAAAACUAUUUUAUAUAAAUAUCUGUGUAUAUGAAUCUUGUAACUACUUGAAAUUUAAAAGUAGUAUUCGAAUGUUCAUUUCUAUUAUUGAUAUAUGAUUCAUGAAUGCUAUUCAAUAACAAUAGAGCUCACAAAGUUAUUAACAUCAAGAAUUCAACUUGAAUUUAAAAGUUAUUCAAUAGAUUUUAAAUAUUUUCUUACUUUAUUUUUCUUAUACUACUUUUAUAACAACCUACUUAUAAAGUAUUAUAUUGUUUUUUUAGAAAAAAUUAAUCCAUCUAAAAUAAGUAACCGUUUGAAUGGUUAUUAUUACUAAUACUGUAAUUAAAUUAACUGUUAAAAGUUAAUUAAAUAUAAUUGAAUUUUAAGGCAAAAUAUAAUAAAGAGGAUUUUUUUGUUGGUAAGUUCUUUACGUGGUCACGGCUAAUAUAGUUUACGACUUCGAUUCCUUUAGAGCUUCUGAAGGUUUUAUUGGGCCUUCUGAGAGCCGUCUCAAUAGUUUUAUGCAAUUAGUUCCCUUUAUGAAUUUAAAU